Molecule: messenger RNA, 2601 nt
Organism: Mytilinidion resinicola
Lineage: Eukaryota; Fungi; Ascomycota; Dothideomycetes; Mytilinidiales; Mytilinidiaceae
Product: acetate--CoA ligase
Exons: 6
Coding region: 353-2368 (671 amino acids)
Cellular component (GO): cytosol
Molecular function (GO): AMP binding; acetyl-CoA synthetase activity
Source: RefSeq, a predicted model, not a curated record
GCUGCCCUCUUUGUCCGCUUCCUCCUCACUCUCGGCGCCGGAUUGGAUAGUUGUGCCCAAAAACCUCCUUCCCAACCACCCGGCUCGGAUUGCAUAUAGCUACCCUGUCUGGAGCUCUUUUCCCCGCCGACUGCCCCUGCCGCUCCCGUCGACUGCAGCUAGAAGCUCCGCGCCGCCUCAGUCUCCCCUUUACCCGAAAUUGGAGCGCUGUCCUACCUAUAACUAGCCUGCCUGCCCACACGGAAGAGCUGCGAAAUCCUUCAAACCCCGAGUCAAACACCCCGCCAUCUCCCCCCAGUCGCCCUAGCGCAUCUCCGAACUACCCCUCCAUCGCCGCCGCAGAACCACCUCCAUGUCUGAAGGCGCGACGAAGCCGCCCAUCAACCCCGUGGUUGCUGAGGCGCACGAAGUCGACACCUACCAUGUUCCCAAGGCCUUCUUCGACAAGCACCCGCACACAAAGCCGCAUCUGGACGGCCUCGAGCACUACCAGCAGCUCUACAAGGAGUCCAUCCAGGAGCCCGAGAAGUUCUGGGGCCGCCUUGCGCGCGAGCUUCUCACUUGGGAGCGCGACUUCCAGACCGUACAUAGUGGUAGCUUCAUCAAUGGCGACAGCGCGUGGUUUCUCGAGGGCAAGCUGAACGCCUCGUACAAUUGCGUGGACCGCCACGCCUUCAAGGACCCCGACAGGCCGGCUAUCAUCUACGAGGCCGACGAGGCCGGGGAUGGCCGGACCAUCAGCUAUGGCGAGCUCCUCCGCGAAGUCUCGAAGCUGGCCUACGUCCUGAAGGAGAUGGGUGUCAAGAAAGGUGACACUGUUGCCCUCUACAUGCCCAUGAUUCCCGAAGCUGUCGUCUCAUUCCUCGCCUGCUCGCGCAUUGGUGCUGUACACUCUGUCGUCUUCGCCGGCUUUUCAUCAGACUCCCUACGCGACCGUAUUAUUGAUGCUAAGAGCAAAGUCGUCAUUACUACCGACGAGGGCAAGCGUGGUGGCAAGGUCAUUGGCACCAAGAAGAUCGUCGACGAGGCCCUAAAGCAAUGCCCGGAUAUCACCCACUGUCUUGUGUAUAAGCGCACAGGGGCCGAUGUGCCCUGGACCAAGGGCCGGGAUUGGUGGUGGCAUGAGGAGACUGAGAAGUAUCCAUCAUACAUUGCCCCUGAGAGCAUGUCCUCAGAAGACCCGCUGUUCCUUCUCUACACAUCCGGCUCCACUGGCAAGCCCAAAGGUGUCAUGCACACAACCGGUGGAUAUCUUCUCGGCGCUGCCUCGACUGGAAAGUACGUGUUCGACAUCCACGACAAAGACGUCUUCUUCUGUGGCGGUGAUGUUGGGUGGAUUACCGGUCACACGUACGUCGUCUACGCGCCGUUGUUGCUGGGUGUAGCCACGGUGGUCUUCGAGGGCACACCCGCAUAUCCCAACUUCAGCCGCUACUGGGACGUAGUCGCGAAGCACAACGUCACCCAGUUCUACGUUGCACCGACAGCGCUACGGCUGCUGAAGCGCGCGGGUGACCAGCACGUCACAGCCCAGAUGAAGAGCCUAAGGGUGUUGGGUAGUGUGGGCGAGCCGAUUGCCGCAGAGGUGUGGAAGUGGUACUUCGAGAUUGUCGGCAAGGAGGAGGCACAUAUUGUUGAUACCUACUGGCAAACAGAAACCGGUUCUCACGUCAUCACACCUUUGGGUGGUGUCACACCAACGAAGCCGGGCUCUGCUUCCCUACCUUUCUUCGGCAUCGAGCCCGCGAUCAUUGACCCCGUGUCCGGCGAGGAGAUCCACGGUAACGACGUCGAAGGUGUGUUGGCCUUCAAGCAGCCAUGGCCAAGUAUGGCAAGGACUGUCUGGGGUGCGCACAAGAGGUAUAUGGAUACAUAUCUAAAUGUGUACAAGGGAUACUACUUCACCGGUGACGGUGCUGGCCGUGACCAUGAGGGAUACUACUGGAUCCGCGGCCGUGUCGACGACGUCGUCAACGUCUCUGGUCACAGACUAUCGACUGCUGAGAUCGAGGCUGCGCUAAUCGAGCACCACUCGGUUGCCGAAGCCGCCGUUGUCGGUAUUCACGACGACCUCACCGGGCAAGCCGUCAACGCCUUUGUCGCGCUAAAAGAGGGGAACGAGACCAACGAUCAGGUCAAGAAAGACCUCAUCCUGCAAGUGCGCAAAUCCAUCGGGCCGUUUGCGGCGCCCAAGGCCAUCUUCGUUGUUCCAGAUCUGCCCAAGACCCGAUCCGGCAAGAUCAUGCGGCGAAUUCUAAGAAAGAUUCUUGCCGGCGAGGAGGACCAGCUUGGAGAUACUUCGACACUCUCGGAUCCAUCGGUUGUCAACACGAUCAUCGAUGUCGUGCACCAAGCGAAAAAGAAGUGAACCUAGGAGGCAAAUAAAAGACGACAAUUGAACGAAAGACAUCGACUCAGUCUUAGUGUAAGGCGGGCAAUGGAUGAGACAUGAUGAGCUAAGAAAUGUAUUUUUGACAGCUGAGCAGGAGGAAGAGUGGCGAAGCUGGAAGGCGCAGACAUGUUUGGAUACUUCAAUUUCCGUAUUUUCUAUACCUUAAGUCGCUUGUGCUGGAUAUGGAGCUUCAGAUAGGAACAAGCCGG